AAAACAUGUGUGUACAGAAAACAAUCUUUAAACAAGUUUAGAUUAAGAACUCUACUUGACGUUAUAAUUCUUUGCAGAACAUUACUUUUAGGCACUUUGACUAGAGACAAAGGACAAGAUAGAAGUUUAAGAAAACUGGGUAAACAUGGCUGCUAAUAAUUGUACUAGUCCAAGAUCCUCCAUAGAGGAACCCUCUGAGAUUGAUGGUUUAAAAUCCAUAACUGCAUUCCCAACAGAAGAGUCACCCCUUGAUGAAAAGACUUCUAAUAAAAGUGAAAACGAGAAUAAUCUUGGAGGACCUUCAUUUUAUCCCCCUUUGUACAUACAGAGAUACACCUUUGUGAAAGAAAUCCUUGACACAUUGCAACCAGAUAGUGUUGUGGAUUUUGGAUGUUCUGAAUGUGGGAUAUUUCGACACUUGAAAGAAGUUAUAACUCUUUUAAGAAUCAGUCUAGUUGAUAUUGAUCUGUCUACACUUGAGAUCAAUAAAUGCCGAAUUAGACCUCAUUGUUAUGACUACCUCCAGAAGAGGAAGAACCCAUUACAUGUACAAAUCUUUGAUGGUAGUGCAACCAAAUUUGAUGCCAAAUUUAGGGACUAUGAGGCAGUCACUAUGGUUGAAUUCAUCGAACAUUUGUAUGACAGAGAUUUAAAAGAUGUCAUCACCAUGAUAUUUGAAUGUAUAUGUCCAAAGUUUGUUGUCAUGACAACACCAAAUUAUGAAUUUAAUCAACUGUUUCCAGGACCACCAAAAUUUCGUCAUUAUGAUCACAAAUUUGAAUGGACAAGGGCACAAUUUCAGACAUGGUGUAAUGACAUAUGUGGUAAAUACAGAUAUGAUUGUAAGUUUCAUGGGAUAGGAGAUGGACCUGAUGAUGCACAAUCUCUCGGUAGCUGUUCCCAAGCUGCUGUAUUCACUAGAAUAGGAGACAAACCACAGAUCAACUUAAAUGUUGAACAAGAAACAUAUUCACUGGUAGCAGAAAGCCUUUAUCCUCAGCGAGAAAGUGAACAGAGAGAACCAGAGGAAGUUUUAGCAUCUGAAAUAGAUUAUGUGUUGUCUUUUAUGUCCAAGUGUACUGACUUUUAUAAUGAAGAAGAAACCUCAGCUUUUAUCCCCAUUGAUAAAUUGAUAUCUUUUAAGUCAAUUAAAAGUUUAUGUGAUUCUGAUCAAUUAAGAGAAUUUCUAUCAAAGAAGAAUUAUGACUUAUCUAAGAAUGACAAAGAUGAGGAUUGUGUAUGUGUAGAACUAUAUUCUGGUGAUUCAAGAGGUUGGUAUGAUGAUGAUGAAGAUGAUGAUGAUGACCAAGCGACUGAUGAAGCAAGAAAUACAAUUUCAGAAUCUUACAAUGAGGAAAUAGUUACUGGGGAAAUUAUAAAUAAACUUGAGGAAAUGUGGGAUUGAUAUUCCAAGAUAUUUUAGUAUUCAUAUAUAGCUACUCAGGGAAAACUUAAGCUAUUG
Messenger RNA from Mytilus trossulus (common blue mussel), 1462 nucleotides. Its product is annotated as small RNA 2'-O-methyltransferase-like. Gene Ontology annotation, biological process: piRNA processing; siRNA processing; RNA methylation. The transcript is spliced from 7 exons. Gene Ontology annotation, cellular component: cytoplasm; nucleus. Lineage: Eukaryota; Metazoa; Mollusca; Bivalvia; Mytilida; Mytilidae. The record is from RefSeq and is a predicted model, not a curated record. Bases 146 to 1405 code for a protein of 419 amino acids. Gene Ontology annotation, molecular function: O-methyltransferase activity; RNA methyltransferase activity.